This is a messenger RNA of Impatiens glandulifera, 375 nucleotides long. Its product is annotated as prostatic spermine-binding protein-like. The coding region runs from base 1 to 375 and encodes 124 amino acids. Lineage: Eukaryota; Viridiplantae; Streptophyta; Magnoliopsida; Ericales; Balsaminaceae. The transcript is spliced from 2 exons. The record is from RefSeq and is a predicted model, not a curated record.
AUGGGGCGUGAUUCGGCUUUGUUUAAGCACCUAUCUCAGGUGGAUUUCGAGGAAAUCCGAAUGAAAAGUACGUCUGAGGCAAAUGAGACGGAGGAUGAGGAGUCGGCUUCCCUCUCUGAAAGAACCGAUACAGAGAAGACAGAGGACGAAAGAUCGGUCAAUGAGGACAAGCAUUCGGCCCAGAGCCCGGACAAUACCGGUCCUGAUACCAAUCCUGAGACCACCGAGGGUGGUGAAGAGGACGGUGAGGAAGGUGAUAAAGAAGCCGAUGAUGAAGGCGGCGACAAAGAUAAGGAGGAGGCCGAAGAAGCAGAGGCCGAUAGGGUAACUCUAAAACUCCUAAAAAUCGCCAAAGAGCGGGCCGAGUCGAUUUAG